Messenger RNA from Cynoglossus semilaevis (tongue sole), 5431 nucleotides. Its product is annotated as alpha-1,3-mannosyl-glycoprotein 4-beta-N-acetylglucosaminyltransferase B. The record is from RefSeq and is a predicted model, not a curated record. Gene Ontology annotation, cellular component: Golgi stack; endoplasmic reticulum; endoplasmic reticulum-Golgi intermediate compartment. Gene Ontology annotation, biological process: protein N-linked glycosylation. Gene Ontology annotation, molecular function: acetylglucosaminyltransferase activity. NCBI's taxonomy places the organism in Eukaryota, Metazoa, Chordata, Actinopteri, Pleuronectiformes, Cynoglossidae.
UAAAAAAAAAAGUUAAAUUAAUUGGGUCCAGAUGAGGAUGAAUUAGUAGCUGUGGAUUUGUCAUAAUCUGAUGCCCAGUUCAGAAUAAAUGACAAACUGUUGCUUUGGAAGAUAUAAAGUGUGAUUGACUGACUGACUGUGUGUCUGUCCUAGAUGCAGUCCACAUCGUCCUCCUAGUACAGUAAAAGUGUUUGGCACAUCAUGAAGAGGACAAUAAGAAGGACGGUCACAACAACCUGUUUUCCAGAUCAAGUCAUUUGCAGUCUGCCGCUGCUGCUCAGACGCCAACAGCACCUCCUGCCUCUUCGUCUUUCUCGCUCUACCUGAGUCUCCCUCUCACUCGCUCUUUUCUUCUGGUGUCCCCCUCCUCCCCUGCUCCUCUCUCCUUAUCCCCCACCUCUCUUUGCCUCUCUCCUUCUCUGCAUCUCCGUCUCUCUCUGUUGCGGACAUGCUCCGGAGAUGAGGCUCAGAAAUGUCUCCUUCCUGACGCUGCUGUUGUUCGGCUUGAUCUCAGUGUCUUGGUACACCGCCUUCAGCAGCUCCAGAGGAGAUGUGGUGGACAUCUACCAGCGGGAGUUUCUGGCGUUGAGGGAGCGCCUCCAUUUGGCCGAGCAGGAGAACCUGCGACGCUCCAAAGAGCUCAAUCUGGUCCUGGAGGAGAUCAAGCGGGCCAUUGCGGAAAAACAGGCGCUGCGAGACAUCAACCGUACAUGGAGCAACCUCUCAGAGGAAACACGGCUAAAGUUGUGGAACGUGAGCAGCAAUAAAAGUCUUCUUCAGCUUCCCUCCAUCUUCCAUCAUCUUCCUCCGCUAAACAAAGACGCCAGUCUACAGCCAGCCGUCCACCUGGGUCAGGGACGAACUGGGGUCUCUAUAGUGAUGGGGGUCCCCAGUGUGAAGAGGGAGGUCCAUUCGUACCUGACCGACACGCUCAGCUCUCUCAUGUCAGAGCUCAGUGCAGCCGAGAAGGACGACUGUGUCAUCGUCGUCCUCAUCGCAGAGGCUGACCUGCAGUACGCCAACAGUGUAGCAGAAAACCUAAAGCGCCUUUUUCCAGCAGAGAUUCAGUCCGGUCUGUUGGAGGUCAUCUCUCCAUCGGUCCACUUUUAUCCAGACUUUUCCCGACUACGAGAGUCAUUUGGAGAUCAUAAGGAGAGAGUCAGAUGGAGGACAAAGCAGAACCUGGACUUUUGUUUCCUGAUGAUGUAUGCUCAGUCCAAAGGGACAUACUAUGUCCAGCUAGAGGAUGACAUAGUCGCCCGUCCAAACUACUUCACCACCAUGAAGAACUUUGCCUUGCAGCAGCCAUCGGAGGAGUGGAUGAUCCUUGAGUUUUCUCAGCUUGGUUUCAUCGGGAAGAUGUUUAAGUCAUUGGAUCUGUCUCUCAUCGUCGAGUUCAUGCUCAUGUUCUACAAAGACAAACCAAUUGACUGGCUGCUCGACCACAUCAUGUGGGUCAAAGUGUGCAACCCCGAGAAGGACGCGAAACACUGCGACAGACAAAAAGCUAACCUGAGGAUUCGCUUCAAACCAUCUCUCUUCCAACAUGUUGGAACACACUCAUCACUUGCGGGAAAAAUACAGAAGCUCAAGGAUAAGGAUUUUGGGAAACAGACACUGCACAAAGGUCACGCCAACCCACCUGCAGAGGUCACAACCAGCCUGAAGACGUACCAACACUUCACCCUGGAGAAAGCCUACCUGGGCGAGGACUUCUUCUGGGCCUUUACACCCGUGGCAGGCGAUUUCAUACGAAUACGAUUUUUCAAACCUGUGCGCAUUGAAAGGUUUUUCUUCCGCAGUGGUAACAUUGAACAUCCAGGAGACAAACUCUUUAACACGUCAGUGGAAGUUCUACCAUUUGAUAAUGUUCAGGCAGACAAAGAAGCUCUGACAGACGGUAGGGAGAAGACACCAAAGUAUCACAGGACAGAAGAUGGCUUCAUCAGAAUAGGAACAUUCCAGAAUGGAAUUGCUGAGGGGGAAGUGGACCUUAUGUUUGGCCCCAUUGAGACCCUGCGUCUCUCUGUGAUGACAGACUCUCCAGUUUGGGUGAUCCUCAGUGAGAUCUUCAUAAAGAAAGCAGAGUGAUGCUGCACCCCUCUCCUCUUGCCCUCAGCUUUACCUCAGCAUCCUCUCGGACACAGCCAAGCUGACGGGAGGCUGCCUGGCUCCAGUUCUGCUUAACCUAAGCAUCAUCUGUCUGGACACAGCCACCGCAGGCCAAGGAUGACCAGAGAAACUAUUUAAUGUUUAGGCAUUUUUUUGGAAUUAGAAUGCCUGAGAGAGAUGACUUUGUAAUUAGUCUGAACAUGUGUAUUUAUGUGUACAUACAUGCAGUAGAAGUACAUGUUUAACACUGGCGGUCAUGGAGGGCAGGAGGGCCGUGAGGGACUUUUUGAUGAAGAAGAUCCUGCCGCUGCCUCCAGACUUUGACCCAGAGCUUUGUACUAACGUUGACCCGACUCACUAACACGUGUGUGCAUGUAGAGACAGACACAUACACGCCUACAUCAGGGGAAAAGUCUGUGGUUUCUUCACAUUUCCCUCUAGCAGCGAGAAAAUUUGCCUUAAAAACAAACAGGAGCAAGAUUUACUACCCAGGAUCCUCAGAGCCUAUGACAUCACUUUUUUUUUUUUUUUACCUCAGCCUUGUCACUGAUGACUGAUAUGUUUUUUUAUAGUAAUAUACUUAAAAGUAUUUUACUAUAUAACAUAUAAUCAUAAUUCACUUUAAAUUCCUUUAUGUUUUGCUGAUGUAAAAAUCAAGGACUUGAUAAUGAAAUGUACAUUACUGUACAUGUCAGAACUUCCUUUUGGUCAACUUUAUAGCACCCAACUCUGUUACAGUUCUCUGUUCUGACCUACUUUACAGUAUCAUACUCCCAUUAGAUCAAAGUACUCUGAUUUACCUCAAAAUGUUUUGACAUACAUCACAGUACCAUGAAUAACGGUGAUUCACUGAUUUGGUUUAUACUUAAUUUUUUAGUUAUUUAUUUCCAGAUUCUAACAGUACUCUACUUUGCGCUUCAUACUUGUUAAAACAUCAAGUGAAGUUAUUGACUUCACUUGAUGCUUUUACGGUACUUUACUUAAAUUUAUCCUACUGUGAAAAAAAAUUAGACAGGUGUUUACUUUUUCUCUAUUUUUAUUUUUUCCAGCCUUUAGAUUUUUUUAAUUAUUUUAGGCAAAUUUAAAGAAACAAGAUCCUUUCUCAAAAUCAAAUUGCAGAAGUGGAUUAAAAGUUUUUUUAAGAGGAGCUGUGAGGCCCUGAGGCCUGUUAAACCGGGCAGUGGCUUGUUUUUCAGCUACAGCCUACCUUCGUGGACGAGGCUAAAAAAACAAAUUGAUGUUUUUAAAUUUAUUUUAUUAAUGUAUACUGUUAAACCAAAAAAUGGUUUAACAGUAUACUGUUAAACCAAAAAAUGUUUUUGGUUUAGUCCAUGUAUACUUUAUUGCAAAGUACCGUACCCUUAUCUGACUGACUUUAUAAUGCCAUACUCAGAGAUUGUUUACAGUACUUUACUCUAUUAUACCCUAAAUUUUUUACUACUUACACAGUAUUCUGAUGUAUUUUAAAGUGCUGUUCUGUUAUUUACAUUACAGUACUUUACUCUGGUUUAUAUUGCAGUACUUUGAUCUAAGUACCUUUAAUCUAAUAAAAUAUACAGUACUUCUUAUCUUAUUGCUGCACACAUAAUUUAGCAGUAUGGCACAAUACCCUCAUGCAGUCCUAAAGUACUUCACACUGGUUCUUCACUAUGCUAAUCCAAUCCAGUACUAUUACUCUUUAAAUGCCCCAGUGUCUGCUUGAAGGACCUCGUGUGAACUGUAGUUUCCAGUCCAGACCAGAAACUGUAAUUAUUGUCUUUUCUUCAGUCUCAGUGACUUAUUUUUGUCUUUUUUUUCUAUUUUCAUUUUGGAAUUUUUAAUAAUCUGGUAAAUAUUUCCCUCGAAUUAUUAUUUUAAUCAUUAAUUUCAGUUCUAAUAAUAAUAUUGACGGUUUUGCAUGGUUCAACUCUUAAAUGGAAGUCCAGGUAGAGGUACACCUGCAAUGCCUGCAUUGCCUACAAGUGGUACAUAACAGCAACAAAAAAUAAAUAAAUGGAGAGAGGGAUUUUCUUUUAUGCACCCAUUUUUUCUCUUCCAAGAUCACCCAGCUCCAUUCUCCAUUUUGUUCACUCAUUCUUUGAUUCUUUCUGGGGCUCUAAUCAGAAACAGGGGUAGCAGUGAACCGGUGGUUUUGUUGAUGUUUUUCUUAAGAGUUGAAGUGAAGUUGAAGACACUUCAUUUUACAUUUCUUUUUUCUUUCAGAAGAUGCACUGGAAUUGUUGUUCUAUUGUUUUUGGUCUUUUGUAUCCUUUAGAUAAAAUAUUUAAAUGAUCUUUUAUUUGAUCUGUGGAUUGGUAAUAAAGAGAGAAAAUUUAAUAAAAUGCAGUUGAUCAGUUACUUGUGUCAGCUCAGAGAUGUAAAUGGAAGACAACAUAAAACCAACCAGAACAUCUCCAUAAGAUCACACAAAAGUUUUAGUUUUUAUAUGUCAUAUUUGAAAACCUGUUUAUUAAUGAUUCAUCUUGUUUUGUGGAUAUUUACGUUUAAAAAAUGUAAAAUGACACUGGUGAUUGCUGUGAGAUUAUUCUAAAAUUAGAAUCCAAUUGUAAUUUGAUUGUUUUAAUAAUAAUAAUACUUACAUUCACUCUCUGCAACAGAUUGCUUAUUGGUGUUACUGUUAUCAAUCAGACAUUGGUCACUCCCAAAAUGCUGAAUUGCAAAUUAAAUUUUGAAGUGAAAUUUGUCCUUCCGUUGCCCUGAAAUUUGCCCUGUUUUGACUACUGUAGAAUAAAAGGGGUAACAUUGCAGAACUUUCAAAAACACUUCAGUCCCAAUCCAAGGAUAUCCACAGCUCCUCUGAAGAGUGUCCCACUGCCUCCAGCCCGGAGAGUUCCGUUGUGUUGUUUCUUUCCAUUGGCAGUAUCUUCAGGUACAUCAGGCCAUGAAGUUUUGUUUUGCAAUGCAGUUGAAUGACAGAGACAGUUCUUUGUGGGGUUUCAGAUUAUUGUUUAUUUGUAGCUUUUAUUAUUAUUAUUAUUAUUUAAAUCGGUACACUUUAUUAAAUAAAAAGUGUCCCAAUCUGUGUGGGAUUGUAUUAGUGAGCUCUUGAAGUCAUGUGAGUACUUUAAAACAGUCCUGUGUGACAUCAUCAAAGUCGUUAUAUUCUAAUGCUGUUAUUUAAUCAAAGCCAUACAGUGGGAUUGAUUUUAAUUUAGCUUGUUCAGUCCAAUGGUUGUGUUGUGGUCAUAUUUUUUUUCUUGCCAUUACGUGGGAAGUAGAUAAGAAGAAAAAGCCAAUCAACGUCAAGUAGUCCCUGCAACUUCGACCAAUUAUUGCUGUCCACGAGGUUCAGCUCUGGUGUGGGCGGGAUUUAGCCACG